GGGCACCGAGUCAACUGGCGGAACAGCGGGCAUCGAGUCAACUGGCAAGACUGCGGGCACCGAGUCGUCUGGCAAGACUGCGGGCACCGAGUCGUCUGGCAAGACUGCGGGCACCGAGUCAACUGGCAAGAAAGAACAGCGGGCAUCGAGUCAACUGGCGAACAGCGGGCACCGAGUCGUCUGGCAGGAACAGCGGGCACCGAGUCGUCUGGCAAGACAGUGGGCUCGAGUCAACAGGCACGACAGUGGGCACCGGGUCAUCAGGUAUCGGAUUGUCUGGCUCGACAGCGGGCAUCGGGUCACCAGGCAUCAGGUCAUUUGGCUUGCCAGCGGGCACCGCGUUAUCUGGCAAGGCAGUGGGCACGGCUACUGACCGGGUCACCAGGUAUGACAGCGGGCUCUGAGUCAAUUGGCACGACAGCGGGCACUGGAUCAGGUACCGGAUCAACAGCGGGCAUCGAGUCAACUGGC
Messenger RNA from Staurois parvus, 471 nucleotides. The record is from the annotation of a GenBank genome assembly. Lineage: Eukaryota; Metazoa; Chordata; Amphibia; Anura; Ranidae.